This is a messenger RNA of Oncorhynchus mykiss (rainbow trout), 1286 nucleotides long. Lineage: Eukaryota; Metazoa; Chordata; Actinopteri; Salmoniformes; Salmonidae. The record is from RefSeq and is a predicted model, not a curated record.
UAUCUCACCUUAAAAAAUACCAUGGGUAUUGAUGAGUACAUACCUAAGGGACAGACACCCCAAAUGUUUCUCAUUAGUGAUCAGGAGAAAACUAGUUCUGAACAAUACGCACAGUCACCAGACUUAUGCAUUCACAAAUGAAAAAGACAAGGGCAUUAUAUAAGGGGGACGAAAAGGAACGACAGCCAAAAAGCAGGAGAGGAAGGACAAGAAGAUAAGGAGAGAAGAGAAAAGAAAGAAAGAUGGCUCGCCGAUCCCAGGGUACCAAACUCCACUUAGCAGGACUCUCACUUCCCACCAAUGGGACGAGUGAUGAUGCCACGUCCAUCUAUGUGUCACACCUCCUCACUCCAGACACCCAAGGACAAGGAGCAAGCGCUUAGAGUAUCGGAGAAUGAGCUGAUCUCCCUGGCUCGCUCCCUCCUGCUGGCCUGGAAUGAUCCCCUGCUGCUGCUCUCCUCUGAGGCGCCCACUCUGCCACACCCCUCCAAUGGUGACAUCAGCAGUAAGAUCAGGGAACUGCAGGACUACUCCAAGAGCCUAGGAGACGGACUGGACAUACUGGUCAACAAGAUGGGCCCCUCCUCCCAGUACAUUUCUUCAAUCCCCUUCAAGGGUGGAGACCUCGGCAAUGACAAGACCUCCCGCCUCAUCAACUUCCACUUCCUUAUGUCCUGCUUCCGCAGGGACUCCCACAAAAUCGACAGUUUCCUCAAGGUCCUUCGAUGUCGGGCUACCAAAAUGCGACCAGAAACAUGUUAGGAGAAAAUGUCAGACAUUUUGGUUCGGGAUUGUUCUAUUUUCAAACUGAUACAGAGCCAAAAUGGGGUAGCCGUUUGAAGGAGAAUUCAGGGGAUUGGUUGUUAUUAAGUUAGAUUUUGUGACAUCAUGACUAAUGCUCUAUGUCAUCUACAUUAUCUGUAGACUAUUCAUAGACUAUACAUUAAAUUCAACACCUGUCAUCUGAACCACAUUUUAUCAGUGUAAUAUACAACUCAAGAGGUUUUAUUAUUGUUUAUGUUCUGUAAUGUAUUUCAUCAACAAUAUUCAACCUAAUAUUGGCACUUAUAAUCAUUGAAUAAUCAACUUCAAUGAUUUAUUUGGAUAACACAAAGCAUUCCUCCAAGUCAUUCUUAGUAGAUACAGAGGGCUGUUGAUAGUUGACCAAUGACCAUCAUGAUAACAUUUGCACAUUAGAAUACGAUUUCUCAAGUCACUUAUACUAUACACAAUGUACUGUUUCACUAAAUACCAAAUAAAAUCUUUAUUGCAUUAUAAAACAUGAA